AAUGGCGCAGCUGCGGGGAUCUGUAUAGCAAGUACCUGCUACAGCUCCCGUAUAUAUUGGGACAUUUUAUAAAAUAAAAAAAAAAGAGUGUUGGAAAUAUUUUAUUUUUGAAGCAACGGGGAGUCGACUUGUAAUUUGUCAGCUUCUGCUGAAGUUAGCUCGAGAAAAGAGUGGGAAAGGAAUGCGUUACCGUGCGUGCGAAUAAAAUCACGGUCUUUACAUUACAGCUUCAGACUGUCGGAGAUGCUGCAGUAGUGACAGGGUUGGUAACAGAUUCCCGUACACAGCUGGGAAGAGAUUACGGAUAACAACAUUGCACAGAUAAUAUAUACUUUAGCAAGACAGAGCGAGGAUAGACGGGCGAAGUGUAAGGAAAUGCUCCGUUUUCAGAAAAAAUAAUUCAUUAUAACAUUUUUAUUCCAUACUCCUAACGUGAAUUACAAGAGAUAACGGGGAGCUGAGAGGUUUAUGCAACUUUGACUUAUUUUUCCUUCCAUGAAAACGAGUAAAUCACGCUUUGGCUUCUUGGGAAUUUUACCAGGAUCAUGUGGACUCCCACAGAAGAAGAAAAAAUUGGCGUCGUGAUCUGCAGUUUCCGUGGAUCAGUGUCACAGGGCCUGACUCUGGAGAUUGGAGAGACUGUACAGAUCCUAGAAAAGUGUGAAGGGUGGUACAGAGGGUUCUCCAUCAAGAAACCUACUGCCAGGGGGAUCUUUCCAGUCAGCUAUGUUCACUUGAAGAAGGCGAUUGUAACUAACAGAGGGCAGUACGAGACGGUGGUCCCACUGGAAGACCCCAUUGUGACUGAGGUGACAUCAACUCUUCAGGAAUGGGCCGUUUUGUGGAAGCAGCUUUAUGUGAAGCACAAGGUGGACCUUUUCUACAAGCUGCGCCACGUGAUGAAUGAGCUGAUUGACCUCCGCAGGCAGCUGCUCUCGGGUCACCUGACCCAGGAUCAGAUUCGAGACGUGAAGAGGCAUAUCACUGUGCGGCUGGACUGGGGCAAUGAGCACCUAGGCCUCGAUCUUGUUCCACGAAAGGAGUUCGAGAUGGUGGAUGCCGACCAGAUCAGUGUCUCAGACCUUUAUAAAAUGCAUUUGUCCAGUCGGCACAGUGUCCAGCAAAGCACAUCACAGGGAGACAGUGUGCGUCAACGUCAUGGUGAGGCGUGCCGCAUCCCCGUGCCUCACCACCUCUUCCUCAGUCUGAAGAGCUUCACCUAUAACACCAUCGGAGAGGACACUGAUGUCUUCUUCUCGCUGUAUGACGUCAGGGAGGGCAAGCAGAUCAGUGAAAAGUUUAUGGUGAGACUGAACAAGAAUGGAGGACCGAAAAAUCCAGAGAAAGUGGACCGUCUGUGUGCCCUCUUCACGGACCUAAGCAACAAGGACAUGAAAAGGGAUCUGUAUAUAGUUUCUCAUGUAAUCAGAAUAGGGCGGAUGCUGCUCAAUGACUCCAAGAAAGGGCCUCCCCACGUGCAGUAUCGGCGCCCCUAUGGCUGCGCGGUGCUGAGCAUGACUGAUGUGCUGCAGUCCAUCUCCGAGCUCAAGGAGGAAAAAGACUUUGUCCUCAAAGUUUACACCUGUAAUAAUGAAAAUGAAUGGUACCAGAUCCAUGAAAACAUCAUCAGAAAAUCAAGCACCAAGUACACAGCACCCAGCACCAAUUACGGCCUUAUCAUCUCCCUACAGUUACUGCGAGGGGAGAUGGAGCAGAUAAGAAGAGAGAACCCCAUGAUCUUCAACAGAGGUGUGGCGAUUACCCGCAAACUGGGCUUCCCUGACGUCAUCAUGCCUGGUGACAUUCGAAAUGACCUUUACCUGACCUUGGAGCGAGGUGACUUUGAGAGAGGGGGGAAGAGUGUUCAGAAGAACGUCGAGAUCACAGUGUACGUCCUUUACGCAGAUGGAGAAAUACUUAAAGACUGUAUCAGUCUGGGGUCAGGGGAGCCCAGUAUGAGUGAACACCGAUCCUUUGUGCUCUACCACAACAACAGCCCCCGCUGGAGCGAGGUCAUCAAGUUGCCUAUCCCCGUCGAUCGGUUCCGUGGGUCUCACCUGCGCUUCGAGUUCAGACACUGCUCAACGAAAGACAAGGGAGAGAAGAAGCUGUUUGGAUUUGCCUUCACGCCCUUGAUGAGAGAGGAUGGCACAACUCUGUCAGAUGAAAGCCAUGAGCUUUAUGUCUACAAGUGUGACGAGAACACCACCUUCAGUAACCAUGCUCUCUACCUGGGCCUGCCCUGCUGUAAAGAGGACUUCAAUGGUUGUCCCAACAUCCCUUCCAGCCUCAUCUUCCAGCGCAGCACCAAGGAGACACUCUGGAUCACCACACAGCUGUCCUCCACCAAACUUACACAGAAUGUGGACCUCCUGGCCUUGCUGAAGUGGAAGGCUCACCCAGACAGAGUGAUGGACAUCCUGGGUCGCCUGCGGCUCGUCAGUGGUGAAGAGAUUGUUAAAUUUCUACAAGAUAUUUUAGACACAUUGUUUUCCAUUCUGGAUGACAACACUGACAAAUAUGGUCCACUUGUGUUUCAAUCAUUGGUGUUCAUCAUAAAUUUGCUACGGGACAGUAAAUACUAUCAUUUCCGGCCUGUCAUGGACACUUACAUCCAGAAGCACUUUGCUGGAGCUCUGGCUUAUAAAGAGCUGAUCCGCUGUCUGAAGUGGUAUAUGGAUCGCUCUGCUGAGGUUAUCCGCCAGGACCACAUCCAGGAGGCCAUGAGGGCUCUGGAGUACCUGUUCAAAUUCAUCAUUCAGUCGCGCAUCCUGUACUCCAGAGCCACCUGUGGUUUGGAGGAGGAGCAGUUUCGUGCCAGCAUCCAGGAGCUUUUCCAGUCCAUCCGCUUUGUUCUGAGCCUGGACAGCCGAAGCUCAGAGACACUCAUUUUCACACAGGGCCCCCAGCCUCCGCCAGGACAGGCGAGUGGAGCAGUGAGCUGCAUACAGCCCUGGAGCGGCAGCGCUCCUCGGCCUUCGCCUCUCUCAGCUGCACUUCUUAACUCUUUCCCAGCCAUCUUCGAUGAGCUACUGCAGAUGUUCACUGUGCAAGAGGUGGCAGAGUUUGUGAGAGGGACUCUCGGAAGUAUGCCUAGUACUGUGCACAUCGGACAGUCCAUGGAUGUGGUCAAGCUGCAAUCAAUUGCUCGAACCGUGGACAGCCGACUCUUCUCUUUCCCAGAGUCGCGAAGAAUUCUGCUCCCUGUGGUGCUACAUCACAUCCACCUGCACCUCCGGCAGCAGAAGGAGCUGCUCAUAUGCUCCGGCAUCCUGAGCAGCAUCUUCUCCAUCAUCAAGACCAGUUCACUGGAGACAUCUGUUCAGGAGGAGGUGGAGAUGAUGGUGGAGAGCCUCCUGGAUGUUCUCCUCCAAACUCUGCUCACCAUCAUGAGUAAAUCUCAGUCUCAGGAGGCGGUAAGAGGCCAGCGCUGCCCGCAGUGCACGGCUGAGAUCACUGGAGAGUAUGUUUCUUGCCUCCUUUCCUUAUUGCGUCAGAUGUCAGAUAUCCAUUUCCAACACCUUUUGGACAACUUCCAGAGCAAAGAGGAACUGAAGGAGUUCUUACUGAAGAUAUUCUGUGUGUUUCGCAACUUAAUGAAGCUAAGCAUAUUUCCACGAGACUGGAUGGUGAUGCGACUCCUGACAAGCAAUAUCAUUGUCACAACUGUCCAGUACCUCUCUCCAGCACUACACAAAAACUUCACUGAAGCAGACUUUGAUUUCAAGGUAUGGAACUCGUAUUUCAGCCUGGCUGUUCUGUACAUUAACCAGCCUAGUCUACAGCUGGAGACCCUAACACCAGCCAAGAGGAAGAAAGUCCUGGACAAGUAUGGUGACAUGAGAGUGAUGAUGGCAUACGAACUGUUCAGCAUGUGGCAGAAUCUUGCAGGUGAAAACAAAGUCCACUUCAUCCCGGGCAUGAUUGGACCCUUCCUGGGUGUCACACUGGUACCACAGAAUGAGGUUCGCAACAUCAUGAUUCCUAUCUUUCAUGAUAUGAUGGAUUGGGAGCAGAGGAAGAACGGCAACUUCAAACAAGUGGAGGCAGAACUGAUUGAUAAGCUGGACAGCCUGGUGUCAGAAGGCAAAGGAGAUGAGAACUACCGCGAGCUCUUCAGUCUGCUAACCCAGCUAUUUGGGCCUUACCCUAGCCUCUUGGAGAAAAUCGAACAGGAGACCUGGAGGGAAACUGGCAUUUCUUUUGUUACCUCGGUAACUCGCCUCAUGGAGCGUCUCCUUGACUACAGGGACUGCAUGAAAGGGGAUGAAACUGAAAACAAAAAAAUUGGGUGUACCGUCAGCCUGCUGAACUUCUACAAAUCAGAGAUCAAUAAGGAAGAGAUGUACAUUCGCUAUAUCCACAAGCUGUGUGAUAUGCACCUGCAAGCAGAAAACUACACAGAGGCUGCCUUCACUCUUCUGCUGUACUGGGAGCUGCUCCACUGGGAGGACCGGCCUCUGCGGGAGUUCCUGCACUACCCGGCCCAGAGCGAGUGGCAGCGCAAGGAGGGCCUCUGCCGAAAAGUCAUCCACUACUUCAACAAGGGCAAGUGCUGGGAAUAUGGAAUCCCCUUGUGCCGGGAGCUGGCAUUCCAGUAUGAAGCACUGUAUGACUACCAGAGUCUCAGCUGGAUUCGGAAAAUGGAAGCUGCCUACUAUGACAAUAUUAUGGAGCAGCAGCGCCUUGAGCCCGAGUUCUUCAGGGUUGGCUUUUAUGGCAGAAAAUUCCCCUUCUUCCUCCGGAACAAGGAGUUUGUUUGCCGGGGACAUGACUAUGAGCGGCUUGAAGCUUUCCAGCAGAGGAUGUUGGGAGAAUUCCCACAGGCUAUUGCAAUGCAGCACCCCAAUCAGCCCGAUGAAGCCAUUCUGCAGUGUGAUGCUCAGUAUCUACAGAUCUAUGCGGUGACCCCGAUCCCAGAGAGUGUGGACGUGCUCCAGAUGGACCGAGUUCCUGAUCGCAUCAAGAGUUUCUACCGUGUCAACAAUGUGCGCCGCUUCCGCUAUGACCGGCCUUUCCACAAGGGCCCCAAAGACAGAGACAACGAGUUUAAGAGCUUGUGGAUUGAGCGGACCACUCUGAUUCUCACCCACCCGCUCCCAGGAAUUUCCCGGUGGUUUGAGGUUGAGAAGAGAGAGGUGGUGGAGGUCAGUCCUCUGGAGAAUGCCAUCUAUGUGGUAGAAAAUAAAAACCAUGAGCUUCGCACCCUGAUUAGCCAGUACCAGCACAAGCAGCUCCACGGCAACAUCAACCUACUCAGUAUGUGUCUCAAUGGGGUGAUCGAUGCUGCAGUCAACGGGGGCAUUGCCCGCUACCAAGAGGCUUUCUUCGAUAAGGAGUACAUAACCAGUCACCCUGAGGACACGGAGAAGAUCACACAGCUCAAAGACCUCAUGCAGGAACAGGUUCACAUCCUGGGAGUGGGACUGGCAGUCCACGAGAAGCUUGUGCACCCAGAAAUGCGUCCCCUUCAUAAGAAGCUGAUAGAUCAGUUUCAGAUGAUGAGAAGCAGCCUUUGCCAUGGCCUACCUGGCCUGGACAAGCUGAGUCCUGCUUGCUCUGGAAACAGUACUCCCCGAGGAAUCCUGGCCUCCCACAGCCCAAUGAGCCCAGAGAGCAUCAAACUAGUGCACAGACACAGCCCACUGAACUUGAUAGGGUCAAUCCGGCACUCUUCGUCUUCCCUGUCCUCCCACACAUCCAGCGAGACAGGGAACCUGGUCAUCCUGACGGAUGGGAUGGCAGGAGAGACUCCUGAAGACCUCUACCGCAUGCAGCCAAGCCCUUCCUCCUCUAGCCUGAGCUCAACCCACUCUGCCCCAUCACAGAUGAUAAACUCCGCCCCUUCCAGUGCAAGAGGCUCCCCCUCACUUCCAGACAAAUACAGACAUAACCGGGAGAUGCUGAUGCUGCUGCCCCCCCACCGCGAGCGGCCCAGCAGUGCCAUGUACCCCACCAUGACUGAGAACGGACAGGUACAGUGGGAGCAUCCGAAGGGAAAACCAGGCACCUUUUAUUACACACCUACAAAUUUCCAGCGUGCCCUUCUUCAGCAGGUGAUUGGCCCUUGCAAACCCUGCAGUGACCCCAACCUUUCAGUAGCAGAAAAGG
Molecule: messenger RNA, 6111 nt
Organism: Lepisosteus oculatus (spotted gar)
Lineage: Eukaryota; Metazoa; Chordata; Actinopteri; Semionotiformes; Lepisosteidae
Source: RefSeq, a predicted model, not a curated record